CCCCAAACCGCCAGUACAAAAUCUCCUACAUUCCCCACCACCCAGAGCGCUCCAGCGUAACGUGUCGCCAAAGGUGGCAGCCGCUUCCAGCUCCAGGACCCGCUAGCUCGUCGUACCGGCGGCGAUGGGGGACGACUCGGACGGCGAGGCGGAGGAGUACCUCUUCAAGGUGGUAAUCAUCGGGGACAGCGCAGUGGGGAAGAGCAACCUGCUCUCACGCUACGCGCGCAACGAGUUCAACCUCCACUCCAAGGCCACCAUCGGGGUCGAGUUCCAGACGCAGAGCAUGGACAUCGACGGCAAGGAGGUCAAGGCCCAGAUCUGGGACACCGCGGGCCAGGAGCGCUUCAGGGCCGUCACGUCGGCGUACUACCGGGGCGCGUUCGGGGCGCUGCUCGUCUACGACAUCUCGCGACGGGCCACCUUCGACAACGUCGGACGCUGGCUCCAGGAGCUCAACACACAUUCUGACACUACGCUAGCCAAGAUGUUGGUGGGCAACAAAUGCGAUCUGGAGAACAUCCGUGAAGUGCCUGUAGAGGAAGCCAAAGCACUUGCGGAAUCCGAGGGGCUCUUCUUCAUGGAGACAUCAGCUCUGGACUCGACGAAUGUGAAGACGGCGUUCGAGCUCGUCAUUAAGGAUAUCUACGGAAGCGUGAGCAGGAAAAUACUGAACUCCGACUCGUACAAGGCCGAGCUAUCCCUCAACAGGGUGAACAUCGACGAUGACGACUCGAAAGACAGCCAAAAGCAGGCAAACCGGUUCGGGUGUUGCUAGCAAAACCUUGGUACAUUGUUCAUUAUUGGGUUUUACUGAGAUGUUGUGUUUUUGGUCACCGGUAUUGUUUGUAAACCUGUAACCCGAAAUUGGAUUUUGGUUCUGUUACACAUCUGAGUUACAGACAGACUUUACAGGUUGGGAGGAGAAUAGUUGUGUUACUGUAAGAUUGGAGACGAACUGUUUCUGUCUGGUAAUUGAAAAAGUCAUGCACCUAAGGUUGUACUA
This is a messenger RNA of Lolium rigidum, 1006 nucleotides long. Its product is annotated as ras-related protein RABA5c-like. The transcript is spliced from 2 exons. Bases 125 to 778 code for a protein of 217 amino acids. Gene Ontology annotation, molecular function: GTP binding; GTPase activity. Gene Ontology annotation, cellular component: endosome. NCBI's taxonomy places the organism in Eukaryota, Viridiplantae, Streptophyta, Magnoliopsida, Poales, Poaceae. The record is from RefSeq and is a predicted model, not a curated record.